Molecule: messenger RNA, 6686 nt
Organism: Ostrea edulis (European flat oyster)
Lineage: Eukaryota; Metazoa; Mollusca; Bivalvia; Ostreida; Ostreidae
Exons: 8
Coding region: 2114-4705 (863 amino acids)
Biological process (GO): nuclear-transcribed mRNA poly(A) tail shortening
Cellular component (GO): cytoplasm; nucleus; CCR4-NOT complex
Molecular function (GO): poly(A)-specific ribonuclease activity
Source: RefSeq, a predicted model, not a curated record
UCUCAGAUAGAGCCACAGGUCAACAGAAUAUUGAUAGUGAUAUUGCAAAAUGUCUAUGUCAAUGACCAGAGAAAGUCUUCUGUUAAUUUUCUGUGUCAGUACAAUGACCCGAUUCAUAGAUCUAUGCCACAGCGGAACUUUCCUCAAAAUAUUCGGUAUUGGAUUUUCCAAAGAGUACGCUUGACAUAUGGAGGAUUGAUGAAUUUGGCAUUGUGUUUCUCUCUAUUGAUUUUCAUAGACAACAAUAUCAUUAAUUAAAACUGGUAGCAAUCUGUCUUAUUCUUUAAUAAACAGUCUACCAUGUGACUGUUAGAACUACAUGCAUUAGCAUACAUUAGCCAUGUCAGGCAGCCUCUAUUGUGUGCUAUCAUCUUUGGGUCAUGUGAUCUGAUGCUAAUUAUGAUGUCGUCAGCGCAGGUGCUUUCCCUUGGCUUGGAAGAGAGAAGUUGGAUUCCACCAUUUUUCUGUGUGUUGCUGGAGUAAGAUGACAGGAGAGUGGUGACUCUAUGUUGAAUGCUUUCAUACUGAGAGAGAGAGAAUAGCUCGGGGCAUGUCACAGACAAGGGACUUUGUCAGUGCUAUCUUACACAUCUAGCUUAAGACAUUGACUUAUCUGUUUUUUUGUAUCUCUCCUAGAAGACAAUGUCUUAAUUAGAUUGGUGUACUUAACAGGACUGUGUAGAGCAAAGUAUUACCUGGCUGUCUGUGUUUGUAUCCUAGGAGAGUGAUAUUUACGUGAAUCAAGCAACUUACACACACAGUUGUUGAAUAAGUAAUCAUUGAAGAUGCCGGGCUUGUGUCAUUUCAUGUCAAUCAGGAGAAUUUGACUUGACAGGGCAAACUCAGGUGUUUAAAUGAAGAGGUUUCGUCAUAUCAGGAUCACAGUUCCAACUGCAAGGUGAAGAAAUAACAACAUGUGUUUUUAGUGGUAGUGUAACCUCAAAUGCCAGAAGUGUUUUCCAUUCAGCAGAGAAAUCUGAAUAAUGACAGCUCAUAGAGGAAUUAUAAGGUGUGUUAUUGACUUAGUGUUACAAACAGAGAGGAGAUAUGAGGAGAAUUUGAUGGCUUGAUAAGAGAUAUUACUACAAGGUGAUAGUAAUACAGACCAACACGUGUUAACCUGCGUAUAAAGUACACUGAUUUUUAAUUAUUUUUUUUUACAAGUCUGAUCCUGUGGUGUUAAAAACUGGAUUAUUAUUUACAGAUUGUUUAUCCGUCACUUGGCUUAUAUAUAUAAACUUGAUAUUUUUUAAAAAACAUUUACAAGGAUCAUUUACCGUGUUUGGACUUGACGUUCCACCUAGUUAGUUACCUUGCUUAUUAAAAGGAAUAUGAUUGGAGCGCAUGCAGUAUACACUGUGUUGUGAAGAAUGACAGAUUAUUGUUGAUUGGAACAGUGUAUCCCACAUGUGACAGAGUAAAGGAGCUGAUUUUCUUGCCCCUGGGUCUGUAGAAGGCUGCUGACCCCGUACAGUCACCACAGUGAUCUUCAGAGGAGCUCUAACUGACCAGUCAGUAAACCCCAUGUGUGAUAAUUAGAUACAGAUAUAUGUACAUCUUCAAUCUCCUCAGGAUAUCCUGGAGGCAGCCUUAAACCUGAGGCCAUCAGGGUUCUUAACCUGAUUCAGAACUGUUCAGGGUAGGUAAACAAUUUAUGUGCACACAUGAUGUAACUGCCCAUGGGUACAGACUAUCUUCUCUACCUGUUAAUCCUUUGUGUAAUAUAAAAUUCAUGGGACAUUGAUCCACCCAGCUCAAACAAAGGAAUUCAGGUGUCAUGGUCUAUAUGACUAAUGAUCACUCUAUUACUAAGGGCCAAUCUGCCACAGAUUCUAUGAGCCUGUGACCUUCUUUGUGUGUGUAUAUUUUUAGGUGGAAACAUGGAUGAGUGAUUUUAAACCCAGGAUAUAAAUACAGGAAGGGCAGAUUUGAACUUCUUUGUUAACAUGUUUGGAGACAGAAAGAACGUGUUCCUUCCUGUUGAGAGCUUUUUCUUGUGGAGAGUUUAUUUUCUUUAAUAUUUGGGAUCUGCUCUCCACACAAGGAUGUUUUAUUCCAGCUUUGUUUAGUGUCAGAGUUUGUUAAUCGUUGUGUGGUUAUUUCUUUAUUUAGAAUGGAGUGUCAGCCAGGAGACACAACCACGUGUGUUAAGCGGGAGGUGGUGAGCAUUACUGGAGCCAUCCAGCUCGAAUAUAAAGACAUACCCACCGCUCAAAACAAUGCGUAUAGGCUCUCCGCCUCAUCUUGCAAAAAAUGUCUUAGAGAAAGAACGGGCAAAAACAACAAAUGGAGACAGAAGCAGCUACGGAAGCAGACCAAAGCAAAUAGCCCGAUCGUGAUCCAGUUAAAGGACACGUUAAAGGCAGCUUUAAAACAGAAGCAGCGCACCCUGCACAAGUCCAAACACCGAGAGGAGUCUGAGGACUGGAAGUUAAGCAACAGUGAUGUUAGUGUGGUGUCUGAUGAGGAAACCGCGAGUAGCAAGGAAAUCAAAACGAAAAAGGACGUUAAAAAUUUAAGUGCCUUGAUCUCAGUUAUAGAAAAAACUCACCGAAAAGACAAAAAAUUUCAUGUGGGGUCUAACAAUCUCGCAAGAAAUACUCAAACAAAAAACUCGGAGUUUGUGGCAGAUUAUGUUCUAAACAAUGCCACUUACUCCUCCGAAAACUCGGACCAAGUCAGUAGUAAGCCUAGAAGUAUUGCCGAAUGUGAAAAUGUGGAGAUCAUUUGUAAUGAUUUAAAUGAGAGUGACAGAAGUUCUAAUGUGGAGGAUACUGAGAGUGAUACUGUUUCAACCAUCUCAAGUUCUGAAUCCCAAUGCGACUCAGAGAUCUCUAACUCACAGCCAGAAACCAUGGACUCAGAAAUGACUCAGGAGGAGCUGGAGAAGCUAGCACAGUACACAACAGGAUGUCCCCUGAUCCGCUACGACUGUCCACCUUCUGAGUGUCCACAGUGUCUGUCAGAGUUCUACUACAAUUACCAGUAUUACUAUGACCAGGGACUCCUUCACACUUACCAGGUGCCCCCUGAAACCAAGGACGUGGUGGAGGAGAGCCCAGAGGCAGAUCUGGAGGAGGGAGAGGACCCAGAAGGGGUGGAGGAGCCCCCUCCCGCUGAAAAGAUGGACACAAACAGUUCAUCAGAGAAGUUAGACUCCAAAGAGGAGCAAGGAAGGAAAGCCCCACCCAAGCAACUUCUGGAAAUUGGCAUCAAGUCUUCACAGGAGUCCUAUUCAGAUGACGUGUAUGUGGACCUGACAGACACUGAUGUGACUUUUACUGUGUACUACCAUCAUGACCUCGCAGCAGAGGACACUGAGAGUAACUAUGCAAAUACACCUACCUUUUUACCCCCCAUGGUGCCAUAUCAUAUGAUGACCCCUUAUACAACGAAUCCCUAUUUCUCUGUGCCAUACUGUUACUGGCCCUGUGUGUACCCUCCGUCUUACAGCUUAAGGAGUCCGCUCUAUUUACCGGAGGACACAGAGUCCAUCCCUAAAACACACAUGAUUCCUCCUAAGGAACUGGAGAAAUUCAAUUCCUCUGCACCAUCUGUGCGGCCAUGGAUCCCAGUCAAGGCAGCAGAAAAGAGCAGAUCAAGUGCCAUUUUCACAGUGAUGUGCUACAAUGUGCUGUGUGACAAGUAUUGUACUCGUCAGAUGUAUGGGUAUUGUCCCUCCUGGGCCCUUAACUGGGAGUACCGCAAAAAAGGAAUCAUAGACGAGAUCAGACACGGUGCAGCCGACAUAAUCAGUCUGCAGGAAGUGGAAACUGAUCAGUUCCACAACUUCUUUCUGCCAGAGCUCCGCAGAGACGGUUACGAUGGAAUCUUCUCUGCAAAAUCACGAGCACGAACGAUGACAGAGGCUGACAGAAAGCAUGUGGAUGGUUGUGCAAUAUUCUUCAAAACUAGCAAGUUCCACCUAGUGAAAGAGCAUUGUGUUGAGUUCAACCAGCUGGCCAUGGCUAAUGCUGAGGGUUCAGAUGACAUGUUGAACCGUGUCAUGACAAAGGAUAACAUCGGACUGGCAGCCAUGUUGGAGAUUAAGGAGGGAGCGUAUGAUAAUGCAGGUGCCCUGAGUGAGAUGCAGAUGAAGCAACCCUUAGUUGUAGCCACGGCCCACAUCCACUGGGACCCGGAGUUCUCGGACGUCAAGCUCAUUCAGACCAUGAUGCUGAUGUGGCGCCUCAAGAAAGUCAUUGAGGAGAACUUCACCACCAUGAACCAAGGGCUGGUCGAUGUCACUCGUGUUCCCCUCAUCUUAUGUGGAGAUCUCAACUCCCUCCCAGACUCAGGUGUUGUAGAAUAUCUUCUCUCAGGAAAGGUAGCUCGCACUCACAUUGACUUCAAAGACAUUGGUUAUGAGGAUGCCCUGCAGAAAAUUCACGCGUCCAAGGACAAAGACUCAUUUUGUCACGACUUUAGACUGAACACUGGUUAUGAGAAAGACGUUAUGCCAUUUACCAAUUAUACGUAUGACUUCAAAGGAAUCAUUGACUACAUAUUUUAUUCUAAGGAACACAUGAAUCUUAUUGGUCUUUUGGGUCCACUGGAUGAGGAAUGGUUCCGCCAGAACAAAGUCGUGGGCUGUCCUCACCCCCACGUCCCUUCAGACCAUUUCCCGUUGCUCGUCGAAUUUGAAAUGCCAGCUAGGAAUCUCCCCAACAGCCAAGGAAACCCCCCGUUAAUCCAGUAUAGAUAGUGGCCUGACUGACCACGUAAAGGGAUCACUUUGCUAGUGCAAUGAAGUUAUUGUGAUCUUUUGAAUUCUUUGCAAUGAAUGAUGUUUUUAAAAGGCCUUUCAGAAGCGUAUCAGGGAUACUUUAUUUCCUAUUUUUAUAUUAGCUGUACAAAUUCCCAGGCAGUUGUCAUACUACAUAGUAUCAUUUCAUGUUGACUGAGGGAUGUUGAUUAAAAAAAUAGGGGUUUUUUUCUUUCAUGACAACUUUUUGUAGCAUGUGCAUUUAUUGUGAUGAUGAAAAAAUAUCAAAAUUUGCUUGUUCAGUAAUCUUUGCUUCAUAAUUUCAUGUGAUAAAUUGUUUUUAUAUUUAAUUUAAAAUAAAAUUAUUUUUUAAUGUUCAGAACAUUGCAAAGAAUAUAUGAACAAAGCGAAGGGGAGGCCAUCCUUGUUGUACAAUGGUUAGCUGUCCUCAAAAUCAUGACAAGAAUAAAAUAAUCCUAUCUUUUGAUUUAGCAUUUUUAACCUAAAGACUUUACAAAAUCAUUGUGCUGUGAUUAUGCAGAUCAUGUUCUCUCCAUUCUUAUGAUAUUGUAAGAAUUAAUUACUUUUAUAAACAAAACAAAAAUUGAUUGGACUGAUUUUCUGCUGUUCUCUUGUACAAAUCGUAUGUGAAAGCUUUAUGUAGGCUACAUUGUGUAAUGCUUUUAUUUUCAGUGUCUUUAAGUUGAGAGUUAAUUAUUUUUAUCAAAAAUCACCUAGUAUUGAAGAGACCAAAAAUACUCAAAACACCAGACCAAACUAACUUUUGUACUUGGAAGAUUUUCUGUCUCUUUAUGAAUGCAAACUUCUCUUUUAAGAAAGAAAUCAAACCUUUUUGCUGUAAAUUGAAAUGCUGUUUGAAUGUUUUUAAUGGUCUGGUAUACGUUUUAUUUGUACUAUUUCAGUAAACCAAGGUGUAAGGUAUUGAUUGACAUUGAUAAGGUACAUAUUAUGCUGUAAGUUAUGCUUGUGUGUAUGGUAUUUAUUUGUGUGUUUUGAUUGGUCAGUUGGUGGCCAAUAAUAUACAAUGUUUGAUAACGUGAUCUCAGGCGUUGCUGCCCUUGCAUCACUUGGCAAUAUACAUAUCUAUCCAUACAUCAUUGUAACCAGAAAUAUUCUUAGUUUUUAAAAGAAAUGAUUUUUUUAAAUAGGAAAUUUUGAUUUAAAAUUUGUAUUCAGCAUAUACUUUCUUUUAAAAAAAAAAAACAAUAACCCAAAAAACGAAAAACAAAACGCAAUUAUUAUCAAACAAAACUUUGAACUUUCAUUUGUUAUCAUUGUGUUACAUGAAUGCAUACGAUAUCAUUUUGUCAGUCAUACCAGACCAGGCAGCUUAUUAAUAAGACAUUGAGGUCACGUCGUGAAUACAUGACCGUUUUCUUCUGGCAUGACUUGGGCGAGGAAACAUUCCUGUUGUUCUGUUGUAUUGUGUCUACAUUCAUUUGAUAUGGUGUAUAUUAUAGAAUUUCUAUCGAGUACCAAACUUGAUUUUAAAAACAAUAUAACAUCAAACAACUGCAGUAUUUUAGAUUGCAGACAAUUCACUUUAUAGUUUCUUCCAAACUAGUUAAAUGCAUUUAAUGCAGUUCUCCUAGACUUUGUUUAGGUAAGUAGUACUUUGACCCAGGGAAGAAGUACUUUGACCCUGGGAAGAAGUACUUUGAAGGUAGAAAGAAGUUGUAUAAGCUAUGUAAUUCAACCCAAAGAAAGAUGCAACUGACAUUUAUCAAGAUUGGUGUGUAGUCCCGAGAACUAUGUAAUUGUAAUAAACUAGUGCUUCAGAAACUGUUUAGAGUGGUAAAGCCUCACAAGAUCUGACAUCUGUGUCCAUGGACAUGACCCAACAGAAGGUCAUUGCCGGCUACAUUGUGUUAGGAUUUCUUUUUUAACCUCUUUGGUGGAGUUUGUCAAUUGUUUGUCUACAGAAAAUCUCAAAGGAAUACAAAUAAAUAUACAAAUUGAA